Aplysia californica (California sea hare) is the source of this 2157-nucleotide messenger RNA. Its product is annotated as HEAT repeat-containing protein 3. The transcript has 16 exons. Gene Ontology annotation, biological process: protein import into nucleus; ribosomal large subunit biogenesis. The record is from RefSeq and is a predicted model, not a curated record. NCBI's taxonomy places the organism in Eukaryota, Metazoa, Mollusca, Gastropoda, Aplysiida, Aplysiidae. The coding region runs from base 138 to 2069 and encodes 643 amino acids.
UUUGUUUACUUCCUUUUUUGCUCUUGUUGGCCAACUCGCUGGACAGCAGACAAGUCAUCAAACAACUGUAACAGCCAGAGACAAGUGAUAAGACCACGGUUGAUUUAUAGCACACGUUAUGUUCAGUGCCUCACACAAUGGGCAAAAGCAGAACAAAAAGAUUUAGUGCUAUAAAGCACAACCCGACUGGACUUCUUCAAGGGACAGACCUUGGUCUUGACUUACCCGACGAUCAGAAUGAGAACGGUUCCUCGCAAAGCUGCAAUGACAUCUCUUCUUUCGUUACAAACAUUGUCGACAAGCUUCAGUCAGCCAGCUCUGAGGACCGAGCUUGUGGUUGCCAGAUGCUGACUCGCGUUGAGUCUCAGCCGAGGGCGGUGGAAUAUCUUCUACAACAGAACAUUGUCAGAAUUAUCUGUCCUCUCUUUUUGGAUUCUAGUUCUGAAGUACAGAUCAAUGCUCUGGGAGCAGUAAGAAAUAUAUGCAUACAUGGAAACGAAAGUGUAUGUAGUGCAGUGGUGGCCAGUGAUGUUCUAACCCCUCUUACGGCUCUCAUAAAGCAGUAUGACAACACUUGGACCGCUAGAAAAGAAUCAGGGAAGUGUGGCUCAAGUUCAGAUGUCUUGAUACAAGCUGUCGAGCUUUUUACCAUUUUGUGUGAAAACAAUGCAAAGGCAGUCACAGUAUUUAAUAAAGAAAACCUGCUGAUGUUGCUGCUUCCCAUGCUCAAGGUUGAGACCUACAGUUAUGACUUGUCCUGUGCUGUGGCCCAGUGCUUGCAUGUGGUCAGUGAGAACAACCCAGACGUGACCGCUGUCUGCCAGGACCAUGAAGUUCAGUCCACGCUCUUCCACAUAGCCUGCGGCACGGCCACGGAAAUAGAUGCAAUAUUGUUUCGUACCCUCGUCACUGGGAUUGUACUCAACUUCUCGGAGGCUGCUGUCAGCCCAUAUCACAAAGUGAUUGUGAAGAACUUGAGUGAUGUCUUAGAUAUUGACUACGUUCCUGUGUUAAAAACAGCCCUGGAGAAACAGCAACAGGCUGCUGAGAAUGAAAUGUAUUCAGAAGAAGGGGUUUCCUCUGGUGUGGACAAACUGCUGCGUGCCCAAGGCGUGUGUUUGGAGCUGCUGGCAAACUUAUGCUGCACAGACGAUGAUGAGUGGGAGGACAUGGAGAUGGACUGCCAGGGGUCCGAGGAAUCGUCGGAUGAUCAGGCGCUGGAGGAGGCCGGUGCUUGUCAGGAAAACUCCGCCGAUGGAAAUAUGGAGUCUCUUUGUCUCUCAACUGAACUGCAUUCUUCUUUCAUGGAAAAUAACGUUUUGUCCAAGAUUAUGCAGAAAACUUUGCCUGUGGAAUGUCCUCUCAUGGAACAGAUGCGACAGUUUCGUUGGGGGAAAGUUGUUCAGACGAAGCUAAACGAACUCCAGUCGCGCGGCCUUUUGUGCCUCAGCAAUGUUGUUAGUGCACUGGAUGCAGAGUCAUUGUCCACCUCUCCCACACCUUUGUCAUCCAUCUGGACAAAUGUACACAAGUUGGCCGCACUGUCUCAAAGUACUCAUGGAAGUGAUGAAGACCACAAGUGGGCCGUGACGAGUGCUAUGAGGGCUGUGAUUCAGAGAAUGGCAGAAUUUGAUGUCUCGAAUGUUGGUGAAGUGAGCACUGCUGAUCUGGAGUCAAUGGUGAACAUUGGUGUUUCAAGCAAAAGCCGCGAGACCCAAAUCAAUGUGCUUCGGAUCAUCUCCACAAUUGGCUGUAUCCUGUCUGCUCAGACACCGCCCCAUGUGUUGCUCACGAGAAUCGGUUUCAUAUUGUGUGAGGUGGCCUGCAACAACGAAGAUGUGGUUGUCAUGGCAGAAGCUCUCGACUCUCUGUUUGAUGUCUUCAAGGAGGAUCACACGGACGCUGUGGUCAGAGAGAUUGGAUUGGUGGACAAGCUCAGGUCUCUUCAGUCCUCCUUUAAGUCAAAGGUUUCCGGCCAGAGAAAGAAGCUUGGAGAGAACUAUGGAGUUGUGAUGAUGGCAAAGGCAAACUUGGCUGGUUUUAUCAAGUACAAAACAUCUCAACAUUGAUGUUAGUCUGGUAUUCUAUUUGAUAUGUUGCUGCUUCUGGUGCCCCUGCCUUUUAAAAAUGAAUAAAAUAAGCAUGUUUUCCCAAAAA